GCCGGGUCUGCCUUCCGCACCUCUCCGCCGGUGCGUCCUUGCCGCGCCACCUCGGUCCAGGCCGGCCGUCCCCGCCUCCUCCGGGGGCUGGGCAAUGGGCGGGGAAGGGGACCUGACAGUCUGCCUCUGCCGGCGCCGCGCUGUCCUCUUAGCCCGGCCGCCGCGGAGGACGCGCCGCGGAGCCUCGUCGCGUGCGUGGAGUGGCCCGGACCGAAUUGGUUUGGAAAAGCCAUUUGACCCUGAAAUCGCCAAGAACUCUCCAAAAUAAAACACAAGAAGCACACUCAAGGCAGCACAUGAAAGCAGGAAAUGAGAAGGGGUUACCAGUCGCAUGGAGGAACAGAGAGCUGCUGGGUCUACCCACCAAUCUGAUUGACUUGCUCAGGGAAGCUCAACCAUCUAUCUCCAGAUAUGUCUUCAGAAAGUAAAGAACAAUAUGACCUUUCACCCAAAGACUCAGCUGAAGGAAAUGACAGUACUCUGUCUGGAAUCCCUGUGGGGCCUCAAAAGGAAUCGAGUACUGACUUCAAGAAAUUUGAAACCAGUGAUCAAUGCAGACCUCAUCCUAGGAUCCAUAUGGAACUUCGAGAAAAAUCAGAUACUAACUUCAAGCAGUUUGUCAUCAAAAAGCUACAGAAGAGUUGCCAGUGCAGCUCAACCAAAGUCAAAAAUACAGUUUUUGAUUUUCUUCCUGUUUUGCGAUGGCUCCCGAAGUAUGAUCUAAAGAAAAACAUUUUAGGAGAUCUGAUGUCUGGCUUGAUUGUGGGCAUCUUAUUGGUGCCCCAGUCCAUUGCUUACUCGCUCUUGGCUGGCCAAGAGCCUAUCUACGGUCUGUACACAUCUUUUUUUGCCAGCAUCAUUUACUUCCUUUUGGGAACCUCCCGCCACAUCUCUGUGGGCAUUUUUGGAAUUCUGUGCCUUAUGAUUGGUGAGGUAGUUGACCGAGAACUACACAAAGCUGGCUAUGACCCUGCCUAUGUUCCUCCUUCUUCAGGAAUGGUUUCAAAUGGGAGCACAUUAUUAAACCAGACAUCACAUAGAUUAUGUGACAAAAGUUGCUAUGCAAUUACAGUUGGCAGUACUGUAACCUUUAUGGCUGGAGUUUAUCAGGUAGCGAUGGGCUUCUUUCAAGUGGGCUUUGUUUCUGUCUACCUCUCAGAUGCCUUGCUCAGUGGAUUUGUCACUGGUGCCUCCUUCACUAUUCUUACAUCUCAGGCCAAGUAUCUCCUUGGACUCAGCCUUCCUCGGAGUAACGGUGUGGGCUCACUCAUCACUACCUGGAUACAUAUCUUCAGAAACAUCCACAAGACCAAUCUCUGUGAUCUCAUCACCAGCCUUUUGUGCCUUUUAGUUCUUUUGCCAACCAAAGAACUCAAUGAGCACUUCAAGUCCAAGCUUAAGGCACCAAUACCCACUGAACUCAUUGUCAUCGUGGCAGCCACAUUAGCUUCUCAUUUCGGAAAACUGCAUGAGAAUUACAAUUCCAGUAUCGCCGAACAUAUUCCCACUGGGUUUAUGCCACCCAAAGCACCCGAUUGGAACCUAAUUCCUAGUGUGGCUGUUGAUGCAAUAGCUAUAUCUAUUAUUGGUUUUGCUAUCACUGUGUCACUUUCUGAGAUGUUUGCCAAGAAACAUGGCUACACAGUCAGAGCGAACCAGGAAAUGUAUGCUAUUGGCUUUUGUAAUAUCAUCCCUUCCUUCUUCCACUGCUUUACUACUAGCGCAGCUCUCGCAAAGACGCUGGUUAAAGAAUCAACAGGCUGCCAGACUCAGCUCUCCGGUGUGGUGACAGCCCUGGUUCUUUUGUUGGUCCUCCUGGUAAUAGCACCUUUAUUCUAUUCGCUUCAGAAAAGUGUCCUUGGUGUGAUCACAAUUGUAAAUCUCCGGGGAGCCCUUCGUAAGUUUAGGGAUCUGCCUAAGAUGUGGAAAGUCAGCAGAAUGGACACAGUUAUCUGGUUUGUCACUAUGCUCUCUUCUGCACUGUUAAGUACUGAAAUAGGCCUGCUGGUUGGGGUUUGUUUUUCUAUGUUUUGUGUCAUCCUCCGCACUCAGAAGCCAAAGGUUUCAUUGCUUGGCUUGGUGGAAGAGUCUGAAAUCUUUGAAUGUGUGUCUGCUUAUAAGAACCUUCAGACUAAACCAGGCAUCAAGAUUUUCCGCUUUAUAGCUCCUCUUUACUACAUAAACAAAGAAUGCUUUAAAUCUGCUUUAUACAAAAAAACUCUCAACCCAGUCUUAGUAAAAGUAGCUCGGAAGAAGGCAGCAAAGAGAAAAACCAAAGAGGAAACAGUGACGUUCAGUAGUGGAAUCCAGGAUGAAGUCUCGGUGCAACUUUCCCAUGAUCCCUUGGAGCUGCAUACUAUAGUGAUUGACUGCAGUGCAAUACAGUUUUUAGAUACAGCAGGGAUCAAUACACUGAAGGAAGUUCGCAGAGAUUACGAAGCCAUUGGCAUCCAGGUUUUGCUGGCUCAGUGUAAUCCCUCUGUGAGGAAUUCCCUGGCCAGGGGAGAAUAUUGUAAAAAAGAGGAAGAAAACCUUCUCUUCUAUAGUGUGUAUGAAGCAAUGGCUUUUGCAGUCGAAUCUCAGAAUCAGAAAGGAGUAUGUGUUCUUAAUGGUCUCAGUCUUUCCAGUGAUUGAGAAAGUAGAUGGAAGAAAAAAUAAUGGCUAAUCAAUUGUUCAGAAUUUCAUGUGCAAUGUUUUCCACUGUGGAACUGGAAAAUGUUGCACACUUGAAAUGCUCGCCUAUUGACUAGAUCAUCAGCUUUAGACUCUCAUGGCCUUUGUAUAGACUCAGAUGCAGCAGAGCUUGUCACGGGGCAGACUCAGAACCAAGAAAACAGUGGUUUCAAGCUUUCCUGAAGAAAUGAUGUAUUCUUGGAAUGCCAUAAAUACCAAUUGAAUGGAGCUAUAAAGUAGCUCCAUGCUUAAUUACUGUCUUGUUUUAGGGACUGCUCAUUUGGAUUCUCCUGUCUCCAGGAAGGAGUAAAGUCGGUUUGCAUUCGAGGUGCUGGAGCCUCAUCUUCUCAAGGCUCUGUGGGGAGGGAGCGGAGAGGAGGCAGGGAAAGAAUGUCGCACAUGCUCUUGUACCGGCAGGUCAGUACCAACAGGUCACGAGGCUUCUGGAGCACCAGGCCAGAACUAAGCAAGUUUGUCAUUACUUGGGCUUCUGUAUUUUCUGUCUUUGCUCCCCAGACAGCAGUGGGAUCUCUGGCUUUUAGUGGGAAAGCACCAUUCCUCUCUUGACGGCAGAGAGCCACGGCACUGUCUCAUCAGGAGAGUGAUGGCUGGGUAGGUUUGUGGCAUUAUGCUCGCCAGCUUGAUAAUACGUAGGACACCCUUUGCAGUAUACUUGAUGUUUUCAGUCAUGCUUGUUUGUUUAGAGUAGGUUAGGAAAGAGCUUUUCUGAAUCAGAAAAAGUAGUGGGAACUCCCUCUCUUUGUUCAUGAGAAUUUCUUUUUUUUAGAGAUUUUUGCUAUAGGGCGUAUGUGCUCACUAGAAAGAGACAAAGAGACAGAAAGCAAGAAAUCACACACACACAC
This is a messenger RNA of Tupaia belangeri chinensis (Chinese tree shrew), 3536 nucleotides long. RefSeq names its product solute carrier family 26 member 2 (gene SLC26A2). Gene Ontology annotation, biological process: sulfate transmembrane transport. The record is from RefSeq and is a predicted model, not a curated record. Bases 412 to 2634 code for a protein of 740 amino acids. The transcript has 4 exons. Gene Ontology annotation, cellular component: membrane. Gene Ontology annotation, molecular function: secondary active sulfate transmembrane transporter activity. Lineage: Eukaryota; Metazoa; Chordata; Mammalia; Scandentia; Tupaiidae.